Molecule: messenger RNA, 1326 nt
Organism: Aspergillus ochraceoroseus IBT 24754
Lineage: Eukaryota; Fungi; Ascomycota; Eurotiomycetes; Eurotiales; Aspergillaceae
Gene: ppmA
Product: type 2C protein phosphatase PTC7
Exons: 1
Coding region: 1-1326 (441 amino acids)
Source: RefSeq, a predicted model, not a curated record
AUGAUCGUAUCUGUCUCACCCGGUAGAGCCUGCAGUCCGGCCUGUAGUAGCCUACAAUCUGUCGCCAGAGAGACACUAGGUCUUUCGUCAGCUGCAACCAGUCCAAGAUGGCUCCGACAACUUCCGCAAUACCGUUCCGCCUUCGCGCCGCCCCGAACACGAUAUGCACCCUCCGGACCAAAUUCGCCGUCGUCCUCCAGAACUUUCCAUUCGAGUACGAAACUUAACCAGUCUAUUCCCCGGAUCUCAUAUCGGGUAGCGGCUUCAUCAUCCGGCAAAGGCCGCCGAUUCCUCCCCGCCAAAAAUGCGUAUGACUUCGAUCCUCGUCUCCAUGAUGUGUUGGGCGUCGCUGUGGACACCGAGAGUCGUGCAUUGAGGCGAAAACGGAGGCCAGAUAGCGGGGAGGACGCCUUCUUUGUGAGCAAGGUCGGCCGGGCGAGCUCCAGUUCCAUCGCCUUUGCAGUCGCGGAUGGGGUUGGGGGUUGGGCGGAGUCGCGGGUUGACCCAGCAGACUUCUCGCACGGCCUAUGCGGCUACAUGGCCCAAACGGCUUUGGAUUGGGACCAGCCAGCAGAACGACUACGGCCAAAGAAUUUAUUACAAGCUGGUUAUGAUCAGGUCGUGGCGGAUGACACCAUUCGCGCAGGGGGGAGUACCGCAUCCGUCGGGAUAGGGCUAGAAGACGGGCGAAUCGAGCUCGCAAAUCUAGGCGAUUCAGGCUCUGUUCUGCUCCGGCAAGCUGCCGUACAUCACUAUUCGAUUGCACAAACUCACGGUUUCAAUACACCCUUCCAGCUCAGCAUCAUCCCUCCCCGCAUGCGCGCCCAAGCCUCCAUCUUCGGGGGUGCAUUCUUAGAAGACUUUCCCCGCGAUGCGGUCGCCACCCACCUCCACAUGCAGCAUGGCGAUGUGCUCAUGCUCGCGACAGAUGGCGUAUUUGACAACCUCAAUAAUCAGGAUAUUCUGAAACUCAUCACAAGUCGAAUGGUUCUCACGGGUGCCUGGACGGCCACACCAAAUGUCGGGAUCACACCCUCCGAUGCCCUCGACCGACUUACCGGUCCGGAAGGAUUAUCGUCGCUAAUCCCCUCUUCCUCUGAUACACCUCAAUCCGCGGCGUCAACUGCUCCAGUCCACGCACACACCCUCCAAUCCGUCCUCGCAGCUACGAUCGCCGGAGAAGCCAAACUCGCCAGCAUGGAUCUACGCCGCGACAGCCCCUUCGCCAAAGAAGCUCAACGGUACUACCCGGGCGACCACUACCGCGGCGGAAAAGUCGAUGACAUAACUGUUCUAAUCAUCGUAGCCGUUGAGCAAGGAUCAUAA